Cyprinodon tularosa is the source of this 2263-nucleotide messenger RNA. RefSeq names its product frizzled-7-A-like. NCBI's taxonomy places the organism in Eukaryota, Metazoa, Chordata, Actinopteri, Cyprinodontiformes, Cyprinodontidae. The record is from RefSeq and is a predicted model, not a curated record. Gene Ontology annotation, molecular function: Wnt-protein binding; Wnt receptor activity. Gene Ontology annotation, cellular component: plasma membrane. Gene Ontology annotation, biological process: non-canonical Wnt signaling pathway; canonical Wnt signaling pathway. The coding region runs from base 498 to 2204 and encodes 568 amino acids. The transcript has a single exon.
AAACCGGCGGAAUCCUCACGGAGAGAGUGGAGCGAGAGCCUCUGGACAUCCAACCGCCCAGCAUGUGAGCCGACGCUCGGUGUGAAGUUUAGCCGAAAAGCCGUGGAAAUACUGUCCGGUUCUGUGUCUGGUUUGGGGAUUAACUAAAACCCGAACCCACUGAGGUUUUUUUAUUUAGAUUUUUCUUUUUUUUUUCGACAACGUUAGCUGGGGUGCAGUUUUUUCCACCGAGUGUGAGUGAGGAGUGGACUGCUGGAGUCACUUACAAAGAACAUUAAGAAGUCAUGACACGACGAACGUUUUCCUUGGAUUUAUCUUCAUAAAUUACAAGAAAAAAGUCGGUGUAAGACGCUCAAACUCAACCAAAGUGGACUAAAAGUGAGGAGUUUGGACGAUUAUUGUGGAAUUUUCGUCGUUUUCGGACGUUUUUAAGUCUCCAUACUUGGAUCAAAGUUUUCCUCUCCCUCCCUCCCCCCGCCUCCUCCUCCUCUCCAGCUAUGGCGGCGGCCAGGUUCACCGCUGGCUCCACGGUAUUGCGGAUCAUGUGGCUGCUGUGCGGGAUUUCGCUCUCCCCCACCUCUUCUGCUCAGCAUUACAACAGCGAUAGCGGAAUAUCAGUCCCGGAGCACGGCUUCUGCCAGCCCAUCUCCAUCCCGCUCUGCACCGACAUCGCCUACAACCAGACCAUCAUGCCGAACCUUCUGGGCCACACCAACCAGGAGGACGCCGGGCUGGAGGUGCACCAGUUCUACCCGCUGGUAAAGGUCCAAUGCUCUGCGGAUUUGAAGUUCUUCCUUUGCUCCAUGUACGCGCCUGUGUGCACAGUGCUGGAGCAGGCCAUCCCGCCCUGCCGGUCGCUGUGUGAGCGGGCACGGCAGGGAUGCGAAGCCCUGAUGAAUAAAUUCGGCUUCCAGUGGCCGGAGCGCCUCCGCUGCGAGGCUUUUCCGGUCCACGGAGCCGGAGAGAUCUGCGUCGGCCAGAACACAUCGGAACCGGGCGGCCCAGCGGCCUCAUCAGCCCCCCCACAAUCACUGACCCUUCCCCCUUUGAGCGGCGGGCCGAACCCUCCUCGCCCUCCUAUGCCCAAUCAGCCCAACCAGUUCUCCUGCCCCCUGCAGCUGCAGGUGCCUUCCUACCUGGGCUACAAAUUCAUGGGGGUGAGAGACUGCGGCGCCCCCUGUGAGCCCACCAAACCCAGCGGGAUCAUGUAUUUCCGGGAGGAUGAGGUAAAAUUCGGCAGGCUUUGGGUCGGGAUCUGGUCCAUACUGUGCUGCGUGAGCACCCUGUUCACUGUGCUCACCUAUUUAGUGGACAUGAGCAGGUUCAGGUACCCGGAGCGACCCAUCAUUUUCCUGUCCGGCUGCUACUUCAUGGUGGCUGUGGCCUACGCUGCUGGCUUCUUCCUGGAGGACCGGGUGGUUUGCGUGGAUAAAUUCAACCCGGACACCUACAGGACGGUGGCUCAGGGGACCAAAAAGGAGGGCUGCACCAUCCUCUUCAUGGUGCUGUACUUCUUCGGCAUGGCCAGCUCCAUCUGGUGGGUCAUCCUCUCCCUCACCUGGUUCCUCUCAGCCGGGAUGAAAUGGGGUCACGAGGCGAUAGAGGCCAAUUCCCAGUACUUCCACCUGGCUGCGUGGGCCGUCCCCGCCAUUAAGACCAUCACGAUCCUCGCCAUGGGUCAGGUGGACGGAGACGUGCUGACCGGGGUGUGCUUCGUGGGGAUCUUCAACGUGGACGCGCUAAGGGGCUUCGUGCUCGCGCCGCUAUUCGUCUACCUGUUCAUCGGCACGUCCUUCCUGCUGGCCGGCUUCGUGUCGCUCUUCCGGAUCCGCACCAUCAUGAAGCACGACGGUACCAAAACGGAGAAGCUGGAGAAGCUGAUGGUUCGGAUCGGGGUGUUCAGCGUGCUCUACACGGUGCCGGCCACCAUCGUGAUCGCCUGUUAUUUCUACGAGCAGGCCUUCAGGGAGCAGUGGGAGCGCACCUGGCACAUGCACACCUGUAAGCGCUUCGCCAUCCCCUGCCCGGUGCACAACUUCGCCCCCAUGAGCCCGGACUUCACCGUGUUCAUGAUCAAAUAUCUGAUGACCAUGAUCGUCGGUAUCACCUCCGGGUUUUGGGUCUGGUCCGGGAAGACCCUGCAGUCAUGGAGGAGUUUCUACCAGCGCGUCAGCAACGGGAACCACGGAGAAACAACGGUGUGAAAGCCUGAGAUAUCAAAUGAGGUCAAAAAGCUUUCAUUUCAAAAUCCCUACAAAAAAAA